Molecule: messenger RNA, 2380 nt
Organism: Epinephelus moara (kelp grouper)
Lineage: Eukaryota; Metazoa; Chordata; Actinopteri; Perciformes; Serranidae
Product: mannan-binding lectin serine protease 2-like
Exons: 11
Coding region: 143-2206 (687 amino acids)
Biological process (GO): proteolysis; complement activation
Cellular component (GO): extracellular region
Molecular function (GO): calcium ion binding; serine-type endopeptidase activity
Source: RefSeq, a predicted model, not a curated record
UAUAAAAUGCCUACGUUUGCAAAAUAUGAGUGAGGGAGAAAGGGGGGCAGCACGAAAGAGAGAGAAAUGAAAAGUAAAUCAUGAAGAAAAGGGGAAGGAGAAAUGUUGAGGUAGUUUAUUUGUGAGGAGAUUUGAUCGGAUCAUGAUGUUAAGAUUAAGUCUCCUGCUUCUCCUGCUCUCCCGCUCGGCCUACUCGACGCUGCUGGGGUGGGUAGAGUCUCCAGGGUAUCCCACUGGAUACUUGCCCCAUGCCAGUCUAAACUGGAGCAGGUGUGCCCCCAAAGGUCACACCCUCUCCAUCAAGCUCAUCCACCUGGACCUGGAGGACAGCCAUGACUGUGAAAACGACGCAGUGAAGGUCUUUUCAAAUGGAAACCUAAUCGCAGUUCUGUGUGGCAAAAGGGAAUUUGAGGAGCUUGAGUCCUCUGUUAAUCCCUCACUCCACUCCACCUCGGGCGGCUGCCUCACUCUUACGUUCCACUCCGACUACUCAAACAUCAAGAGGCACACCGGCUUCAGAGGCUUCUACACCGAUCAAGACUUUGAUGAAUGUGAGCAUAACAACCCUGACAACAAAUGCACCCAGUUCUGCCACAACUACAUCGGAGGGUACCACUGCUCCUGUCGCCAUGGUUACUAUCUGGACGCGGACAAACACACUUGCACAGUGAGUUGUACCAAGGAUCUGUCUGGGCUGAGGGAAGGGGAUAUAUCCACUCCCUCUUGGCCUAGCUCAUAUGCAGAGAAUGCCAACUGUCAGUACACGCUGUCUGUGGAGGACACCCUGCAGCUGGAGCUACACUUCUCUCAAGAUUUCGAUGUGGAGCAAAGCGAUGGCCAAUGCAUAGAUGCACUGAGGAUUGAGACCCCUUCUGGGACUCUGGGGCCAUUCUGUGGUAAAACACCUCCCCCCUCUCCCCUCCUCACUUACUCACAUCAUGUCCAAAUACACUUCACCUCUGAUGGCUAUGGCACCAACAAAGGUUUCACUCUCCACUUCAAGACCACAGAAAAGGUCUGUCAGGCGGUGGUGACCCCACACUCCACCCUGACUCCUCAGCAACCAGAAUAUUAUCCCGGUGAAACAGUGACAGUAACUUGUGAACUUGGCUAUGUUGCGAAUACUCAAGGCACCCAGACGCUGAUAUCAGAAUACACGACCACAUGCCAGAUUACAGGAGUUUGGACUCCCACUUACGCCUGUGAACCUGUGGAUUGUGGCUUUCCUGAUAUCCCAGAAGAUGGCAUCCUUGAGUUGGUGGACUCAGAUGACCGGCACACUCUGUAUAAAGACCAGAUCCACUUUAACUGCAGUUCAAAGUACUACACACUGGAAGGAGAUGACACGUACACUUGCAGUGCCAGUGGUGAAUGGGUAUCAGAUGGUGGUAAGAAGGAGAUGCCAAAAUGCAUUGAAGUGUGUGGGAAGCCUGAAAAACUCUCUACAAGUGUAGGCAGAAUUAUGGGAGGUAAGGACGCAAAGAUGGGACAGAUACCAUGGCAGCUUUUGAUCAAAGAGCCGAGCAGAGGAGGGGCAUCACUGAUCAAUGACCGAUGGGCUGUCACAGCAGCUCAUGUGGUUGAAAAUGUACAGGACACUGCUUUGCGCCUGUAUGGUGGACUGAUAGAUGGAAGAAAAGCAGAUCGGUCACCUAGUGUUGUCAUGGACAGUGAGAAGAUCAUUAUUCAUCCUGGCUACAUCAAGGGCGGAGAAGAACCCACCAAUUUUGACAAUGAUAUCGCUCUUAUCAGAUUAGCUUCCAGGGUGGAUUUAGGCCCAAACCUCCUUCCCAUUUGUCUGCCAGAGCCAAACAGGGGCUUAGUGGAAGAUGAACAAGGCACAGUGUCAGGCUGGGGGACAAUGGGUGAUACCAGGGUGCCUGCCAUAUUAAAGUACGCUCAGGUUGGGGUCAAAUCCCUUACAGAGUGUCAGAAUACACCUUUCAUACCUAAAACUAACAAACGCAUGAUUUUCACCAAUAACAUGUUCUGUGCUGGAGGAGAAAGAACGGACAGCUGCGAGAAAGACAGCGGAGGUCCGUUUGUUACACCUAUGUUGGCUGAAGGCGUAGAUCGUUAUUAUCUCACUGGCAUUGUGUCCUGGGGAGCCCCCUGUCGGGAGAGGCAGUACAAGGGUUAUUAUACCAAGGUGGAGAAUUAUGUGGACUGGAUUAAAAACACAAUCAAUACAAUAGAAACAUCUUAGACAGAAGAAGGAUGAAGGAGAAAAUACUUGUCUACUAACCGUAAUAACGUAAUACAGGACUGAUUCAGAUCUCUAAAAUAAAGCUGUUAAUGAAACUAUUAUAAUCUUGUAAUGAGCAUUAAGAUGUGAUCACAUUCAUACUACACUUGUAUAUUAAAGGAAUUUGCAAAUCAA